Messenger RNA from Vanrija pseudolonga, 1557 nucleotides. Its product is annotated as Major facilitator-type transporter ecdD. Gene Ontology annotation, cellular component: membrane. Gene Ontology annotation, biological process: transmembrane transport; carbohydrate transport. Gene Ontology annotation, molecular function: carbohydrate:proton symporter activity. The record is from RefSeq and is a predicted model, not a curated record. The transcript has 5 exons. Lineage: Eukaryota; Fungi; Basidiomycota; Tremellomycetes; Trichosporonales; Trichosporonaceae. The coding region runs from base 1 to 1557 and encodes 518 amino acids.
AUGCCCUCUCUCGCGAUCAUCCUCGGCGUGUUCGCCUCCUUCGGAGGCUUCUUAUUCGGCUAUGACACGGGCUACAUCUCUGGCUGCAAGGAGAUGGAGCACUUCCUGCAGUCGUACGGCACGCGGCAGCCGGACGGCAGCUACCUCCUGUCGUCGGCGACCGACUCGCUCAUCACCUCGAUUUUGUCCGCAGGCACGUUCAUCGGCUCGCUCUUUGCCUCGACCAUCGGCGACUGGAUCGGCCGCCGUAUGGGCGUUGUCAUCUACCUCGUCGUCUUCUGCGUCGGCGUUGCGCUCCAGACCGCCGCCAAGGGCCAGGUGGGCGUGUUCGCCGCUGGCCGCGUGCUUGCUGGCCUCGGGGUAGGCGGCACGUCGUGCCUUGUGCCCAUCUACCAGGCCGAGUGUGCGCCCAAGAAGAUCCGCGGCAUCAUCGUGUCCGCGUACCAGUUCUUCAUCACCUUUGGCCUUCUGAUCGCCGCGAUCGUCGUCAACGCGACCAAGAGCCACCCCGGCGCGAGCAGCUACCGCAUCCCGAUUGGCAUCCAGUUCGUCUGGGCCGCCGUGCUUGCCUUUGGCAUGUUUAUUCUUCCCGAGUCGCCCCGCUGGCUCAUCCUCAAGGGCCGCACGGCCGAGGCGAAGCGUUCUCUCUCGCGCCUCCUAGGUGCCGAGGAGGACGGACCCGACGUCACGGCGCAGCUGGACGAGAUUGAGGGCAACCUCGAGCACGAGCGCGAGAGUGGCGGUGGCACCUGGGCCGACUGCUUCAAGCAGAACGAGACCAAGAACCUCCAGCGUGUCGCGACCGGGUGCAUCUUCCAGGCGCUCACCCAGCUCUCGGGCAUCAACUUUAUCUUCUACUAUGGCACCACCUUCUUCCGCCACUCGGGCAUCUCCGACCCCUUCCUGAUCACCAUUGCAACCAACGUCGUCAACGUCGGCAUGACUAUCCCGGGCAUGCUGCUCACCGACAUUCUUGGUCGUCGCCCAAUGGUCAUGUACGGUGCAUUCGGCAUGGCCGUGUGCCAGCUCAUUGUGGCGGCAGUCGGCAUCACCGUCUCGGUCGACAACGCCGCUGGUCAAAAGGUCCUCGUCGCUUUCGUGUGUAUCUUCAUUGCGCACUUCGCCUCGUGCUACGGCCCACUCUCUUGGGUCGUUACGUCCGAAAUCUACCCGUACAACAUCCGCGCUAAGGGCAUGUCGCUGUCCACGGCUUCAAACUGGCUCUUUAACUUUGCCAUUGGCUACGCUACGCCGUACCUCGUUAACACUGGCCCUGGAAAUGCCGGUCUCCAGUCCAACGUCUUCUGGAUCUGGGGCGGCUGCUGUGUCCUCGGCGUGAUCUUCGCCUACUUCAUGAUCCCCGAGACCAAGCAACUCUCGCUCGAGCAGGUCGAUUUGCUCUACCGCAACUCGACGCCGCGCAAGUCGGUGGCAUACCGGAAGCAAAUUAUCAACGACAACAUUGUUGAGGGGACCACUGCUCGUCGUCUGUCGACCUACUCGAUCGGUGACAAGGGCGAGAAGAAGGCGCAAGACGUCAAGGUUGAGAGUGUGUAG